CGGCGCGGCGCGGCGCGGCGACGUCACCCGGGGGAACGUGCGACAGGGUCGAUUCGCUAAAGCGACCUCGUAGCGUUGACCUGAUUGUUAGGCAUUAUUAAAGUAAACGGUAGCAUGUUUCGGAGGAAGCUAGCGGCUUUAGAGUAUCAUAACAGCGGCGUGUUUGACUGUAAAGAUGAGGUGGCAUUUAGGAAUUUAAUCGUGUGGCUUGAAGAUCAAAAGAUAAGGCAUUAUAAAAUUGAAGAGCGAGGCAAUCUUAGAAAUGUGCACAAUAAUGAAUGGCCAAAGCACUUUGAAAAGUACCUAGCAGAUGUAAACUGCCCAUUCAAAGCAAGUGAAAGACAGGAAAAUAUUGACUGGCUUCUGGGGCUGGCUGUAAGACUUGAAUAUUCUGAUAAUGUGGAUAAAUAUAAGAAUUGUACAGCAGACAAUGUAAGAAAUGACACCCCUAAAGGCACUGAUCCACUUAUUAAUUUGGAUGUUAACAACCCGGACUUUAAGGCUGGUGUGAUGGCAUUGGCUAAUCUCUUGCAAAUCCAACGCCAUGAUGACUACCUAGUAAUGUUGAAGGCAAUUCGUAUUUUGGUACAAGAGAGAUUAAGUCCAGAAGCCAUUGCAAAAGCAAACCGUACAAAGGAGGGUUUUACUGUAUCUUUAGAAAAGCACCUUCUUGGUUUUGAUACUGGAGAUGCCACUCUGAAUGAAGCUGCAAGAGUCCUCCGACUGCUGCAUAUUGAAGAACUACGUGACCUUCAAACCAGGAUUAAUGAGGCUAUUGUAGCUGUUCAGUCAAUAAUAGCAGAUCCUAAAACUGACCACAGGCUGGGAAAGGUUGGAAGAUGAUCAAAAAGUGGAAGUUUGACAUUCUCCACAGCUUUGUGAUUUUGAAACACUGUAGAUGCAAAGAACUGUUUGAGUCUGGAUAACUUCACUAAAGUGAAAUAAAUAUUAACAAAUCAGAAAUUAAAA
This is a messenger RNA of Hypanus sabinus (Atlantic stingray), 969 nucleotides long. RefSeq names its product RNA transcription, translation and transport factor (gene rtraf). The record is from RefSeq and is a predicted model, not a curated record. The coding region runs from base 115 to 843 and encodes 242 amino acids. Gene Ontology annotation, molecular function: RNA binding. Lineage: Eukaryota; Metazoa; Chordata; Chondrichthyes; Myliobatiformes; Dasyatidae. The transcript is spliced from 8 exons. Gene Ontology annotation, biological process: tRNA splicing, via endonucleolytic cleavage and ligation. Gene Ontology annotation, cellular component: tRNA-splicing ligase complex.